CUCAGUUUCUCCUCCUUUUCCUUCCAUCUUCAAACAUCUAAUUCCUCUGCAUGUUCAUGUUUUAAGUUCUUAAAGAUUAAUCAGAUGUUGUUUUUUGAUUUUAUGUGUCUUGAUCUAAUUUAUUCGGCAAUAGAUUCAUUAUCUUUUAUGUUUUAAUAUCUAAAUCUUAGUAAGGUUCUGCGGAUUGGCAAUAAAAUACGAGUCAUCCCGGAUCUCUCUUCCUUCUUCUCCAAGAGAAUCUCUGAUCUUUUUUGAUCAAAUCUAUGUUUCUGUUACUUAUUUUCUGUAUUAAAUUUUUUUCUCUCUUUCCAUAACUUCUACGGUGUUGUGAUUUUACUUUAAUAUUAAAUCUUGCUAAAUCCUCCAAAAGCAUUAGGUUUCAGGUUUGGUUUUUCUUCCAAUUUGUUCCUCCAUUUUCCCCUUUCCUGUUUUUAUUCUCAGUUUCCUCUUUUCUUUUAAUUUCUGAUCCAUCCUUUAGGUUAAUUCCUAUUAUGUGAAGCCUCAAAUUUACUCUUAAUAUCAUUCUUAAUAUCACUAUUUGUUUGAUCUAUUUGUGUUUCAGGAAAGAUAUGUACGAAGCUGAUGCUCAGUGGAGAUCGAUUCAGGUCAGUUACUCUUUAAUGAGAAGAAUUGGGGAGAAUAGGUUUUACCAAAUCUAUGUUCAUGGUGACUCUGUUUCCAAUGCAUUAAGAAAGGAAUUUUCCACUAUACUAAAGGGAAGUUAUGAAUCAUCAAAAAUCCUUGUAAUCACUAAGAGAAUUUGGAGCAGUGAAGAAGAUUUGACUAGCAUUAAUUUCAUGGCUCAAGUUCUAUGGAUGGUAUGCUAUACGAGUAAUGAUUCCGAAAAAAAGGGUUAUGCUGCUAAGAGAGUAUCAGAAGGAGAAGUUUUCAUAUCAAAUCUUACGGUUGAUUUCUUCAUGGAUUAUGGCUCGUGAUUUACUGACUCCGCCUGCAUCAACAGUGGCUUCGGAGUCUUGUUUUAGUUUGAGUGGGAGAAUUUUGAGCAAAAAAAGGAGCCGACUUGCCCCUGAUAUUUUGGAUGCUCUAGUGUGCUCAAAGGAUUGGAAUGACGCUCGGAAGAGAAGACAGGAGUUUAAUGAUGAAUAUGAGGAAGUUUCUCAAGGUUCGAUGGUUAAAUUGUCACCGGAAGGUGAUUCCACUUUUUUGACAUGGAUCUCGCAGAGCCAUGAAAGCUUACAAAUACUUUUUGUGCUGCUGAUUAGCUAUGCUUGGAAUGUGCAGUUAUGUAAAGCUAUAUUUUGGAUGCAGUUAGUUUGUAAAGCUAUAUUUUGGAUGUACAUUUAUCAGAUGUUUUCUCUUACCCCAUAACUGCAAGGUUUUGUUCAGUCUGGUGAAAGGGCAUAUUUCAGAUGUAUAGAGCUUGUUCUCUGCUGAAUAUUUGCUCUGUUUUUUUUUCUAUUUGGUUGAUGGGGUAUACCCCAUUUCCUUUUUAACUUGUAAGCUGGACUGGUGGUUCACCAAUCAGACUUGUGGGUUUCCUAUGUUUUUUAUCUUAAUACAUAUAUCU
Messenger RNA from Papaver somniferum (opium poppy), 1528 nucleotides. RefSeq lists its product as uncharacterized. The transcript is spliced from 3 exons. The record is from RefSeq and is a predicted model, not a curated record. Lineage: Eukaryota; Viridiplantae; Streptophyta; Magnoliopsida; Ranunculales; Papaveraceae. The coding region runs from base 835 to 1329 and encodes 164 amino acids. Gene Ontology annotation, molecular function: protein dimerization activity.